Sparassis crispa is the source of this 468-nucleotide messenger RNA. RefSeq names its product Succinate dehydrogenase assembly factor 2, mitochondrial. Gene Ontology annotation, cellular component: mitochondrion. The transcript is spliced from 2 exons. The record is from RefSeq and is a predicted model, not a curated record. The coding region runs from base 1 to 468 and encodes 155 amino acids. Gene Ontology annotation, biological process: mitochondrial electron transport, succinate to ubiquinone; protein-FAD linkage; tricarboxylic acid cycle. NCBI's taxonomy places the organism in Eukaryota, Fungi, Basidiomycota, Agaricomycetes, Polyporales, Sparassidaceae.
AUGUCCAUGCUCAGGCUGCUCGCACGUCCUCGCCGUCUGCCAUCGUUCCGCCCACUGACGACGACGACUCGCAGAUCGGCGGACCCUUGGCCUCUGCCUAACACGCCAGAACACCUCGCAUCCACCGCCUCACCCGCAGACAUGCCGCCGCCAACACCACUCCCGCGCCCGGGCGAGCCUGUCGAGACGAUGCGGGCGCGCCUCGUCUAUCAGUCACGCAAGCGGGGGACUCUCGAGAGCGACCUGCUCCUCAGCACGUUUGCGAAGGAGCAGCUGGAUACUAUGAACGAGGCGGAGCUCAAGGAGUUUGACAGGCUCAUGGAUGAGCCUGAUUGGGACAUCUACUACUGGGCGACAGGAAAGAGGACACCGCCGGAGCGCUGGUCCAACUCGGACAUCUUGGAGAGGCUGCGGGCCCACGUCCGCAACGAGGGGAAGGUCGUGCGACGGAUGCCUGACUUGCCGUAA